Belonocnema kinseyi is the source of this 1307-nucleotide messenger RNA. It is a transcript of the gene Dus4, whose product is annotated as tRNA-dihydrouridine(20a/20b) synthase [NAD(P)+]-like. The transcript has 5 exons. Gene Ontology annotation, molecular function: flavin adenine dinucleotide binding; tRNA dihydrouridine synthase activity. Bases 144 to 1193 code for a protein of 349 amino acids. NCBI's taxonomy places the organism in Eukaryota, Metazoa, Arthropoda, Insecta, Hymenoptera, Cynipidae. Gene Ontology annotation, biological process: tRNA processing. The record is from RefSeq and is a predicted model, not a curated record.
GGACACCGGUGCCUCAUGUUCAUUUUUAUAAUUAUUUUGUAAUCUACUGAAUGCACGUGCGCACUCGUCUUUCCUGACGUGCAGGAAAUUUUGAGGAAUAAUUACAAAUCAUUUGAGAGUCGGUUUUUUAGAAAAGUUAAAAAAUGUCUCGCGAUAUUGUAGGAAUAUUAGAAGAUCCUAAAAUCACAAAAAUAUGUGCACCGAUGGUUAGGUACAGCAAGCUGCAGUUUCGGGCUUUAGUGAGACGCUAUGAUUGUGAAAUUUGUUUCACACCAAUGAUUUUAGCAGAUUCUUUUGUGCAAUCUUCAAAAGCUCGUGAUAAUGAAUUUACAACAAAUUCAGAAGAUGGACCACUUAUUGUACAAUUUGCAGCUAAUAAGCCCCAGGAUUUCGUCCAGGCUGCAGAAAUGGUUGCCCCGUAUUCGAACGGCGUAGAUUUAAAUUGUGGCUGCCCUCAACGCUGGGCUAUGAAGGAGGGGUACGGAGCAAAUUUAUUAAGCAAGCCUCAGCUUAUAAAAGAUUUAAUAUACCAAGUUCGAAAUCGCAUUCCUAAUCCUUUCACAGUCUCAGUGAAAAUUCGCAUCUUAAAAGAUAUAAAGAAAGUGGUUCAACUCUGCCAAACAAUAGAAAAUGCAGGAGCAUCUUUCAUCACAGUUCAUGCAAGAACACCAGAAAUGCGAAACGAGCCGAUCGAUUUAGAAAGUUUAAAAAUAUUGAGGGAUUCUGUUAAAAUACCAAUGAUUGCUAACGGAGGUGUUAAGAGUUUAGAAGAUGCAGAGCUUCUUUACCAGGAAUCCAGAUGUAAUGGAGUGAUGGCUGCAGGAGGAAUUUUAACCAAUCCUGCUUUAUUUUCUGGACAUUCAAAUACACCUUUAAGUUGUGUUCAAGACUGGCUUGAUAUAACUUCAAGCAUGUCUACUAAUUUUUUGACUUUUCAUCAUCAUUUGGUUUUUAUGCUGGAAAAAGUUUUACCUAAGAAGGAGAAGAAAGUUUUUAACGUUUUACAAGAUAAGGACUCUGUUUUAACUUUUUUAGAAGACUAUUACGGAUUGAGGCCUAAGGAGACUAAUAGUAGUUGUGAAAAAAUUGACUUUGUGUUUCAAUCUGCAGCGAAUAAGCGUUGUUCGAAGAGUGAGACCCUCAAUAAUGAUGGUUUAUCUAAUUUAUUUUUGGAAAAUUUAUUUGUGAGCUGAUAAAUGAGAUUUUUCUGAUGGAAUGAGAGUUUUUUUCGACUGAAUGAAUUAUAAAGCGUGCAAAUAAAGGGGAAAAAAAUGUUAGACGAUAACGACUUCAACUUGCUGUAGUGA